CCUCUUCCCCGUGUCCAGGACUUCUCCGAGCUCCAGGACCUCCUUGGAGCGGCCGCUCUUCUCCAGAGCCUCCUGCAGCUCCACGGUCAGGAACUUGCAGACUGACGGACAACGAGCACAAAGUGACGAUUAUCCAGCAUCUGGCGAAGGUGUCAGGGGAAAUACACUGGGCAGCAACAGAUACUCCAGCAGCCUGUGAGGGAGGAGAUACGGACGAGAGAAGCGAGGAGGAGAAAAGACAAGACAGAAAAGGUGACGAAAGGGAGUCCAGAGCCAUGCUAAAAUGAGGAGGGAAGAAAGAAGUGUUGAGAUACCAAGGAGAAGAAAGCAAUACAGAAUGCACACAGUCAAUGAGCAGAGAGGCAGAAGCAACAGUCAGAGAUUACAUGAAGGAUUUCUCAAAUGACCGUACGAGGGUAUGGACCUGGAUCGGCUGUCUGGACUUGAGGAAUCAUCUGAAUCAUCUAGUUUUGUUGAAAGACGUCCCUCGUCAGCGCUACGAUGCCAGUGAGCGACUUCCAGGGUCAGAGCUACCAGCAGCUGAGGCGCUCCUGCCUGCGUCGGGGAGCGUUCUUCAAGGAUCCGCUCUUCCCACCGUCGGCCCAGUCCCUGUUCUACAGGAGGGAGCCUCCACCCGGCCUGACCUGGAAAAGGCCUCAGGAGAUCUGUAAAGACCCUCGUCUGUUCGUCGACGGCAUCAGCACCCGUGACUUGCACCAGGGCAGCCUGGGAAACUGCUGGAUGGUGGCCGCCAUCUCCUGCCUCGCGUCGGAGCCGUCCCUGUGGAAGAAGGUGAUACCCGACCACAUGGACCAGGAGUGGAACCCGAAGCGCCCCGACCUCUACGCAGGCAUCUUCCAUUUCCGCUUCUGGCGCCUGGGCCGAUGGGUGGACGUGGUGGUUGACGACCGCUUGCCCGUCAGCAGCGACGGGGUGCUGCUGUUCUGCCGCUCGGCCACUCCCAGAGAGUUCUGGAGCGCCCUGCUGGAGAAGGCCUACGCCAAGCUCAAUGGCUGCUACGAGGCUCUGGAAGGAGGGAACACCGCAGAGGCCCUGAUCGACUUCACCGGCGGGGUCUCGGAGCCUCUGACGCUGGACCGCGAGGCCCUCGCCCUGUACAGCGACCAGAGGAGGGCUUUUUUCCAGACGUUAGCCAAGGCCCACGAAUGCAAGGCUCUCAUUACCUGCUCCAUACGGCCAGCAGAGGGGGAGACGGUGGAGUCGGUGCUGGACUGUGGCCUGGUGCGAGGCCACGCGUACGGGAUCACGGCCGUGAGGAAGGUGAGGCUGGGGGAGCAGCUGAGGACCAGCGGGGGCUCCAGGCUGUUCAUGGUGCGCAUGAGGAACCCGUGGGGCACCACCGACUGGACCGGAGCCUGGAGUCAGGGGUCCCAGCAGUGGCAGCAGAUGACGCGCACGGAGCGCGAGAAGAUGGGCCUCACCGUUCGGGAUAUCGGGGAGUUCUGGAUGGACUUCGAAGACUUCUGCGGCUACUUCACAGACGUGGUGGUGUGUCGUCGCGUGAAGAGGGCUCUGCUGUGGCCGCGGUCCCACUGGAGGGAGGUGCGCUGCUACGGGGAGUGGGCUCCGGCCCCCGGUGCCGCGGGUGCCACUCCCUCCGCCGUCAGCGGCGCCAGACGGAGAGAGGCCGAGCAUCUGGGGAGCAGCAGAGACAGAGAGAGUCAGCACGAGGCGACGAGGGAAGGAGACGCUGGAAGGAGAGACACACAGGAAGAAGAGGAGGAGGAGGAGGAGCUGACUGAGAGCUGGGAAGCGCAGACAGACCGGAGGAGUCGAUGCGGAGGAUGCAUCAACCACAGAGACACUUUUCUGCACAACCCACAGUUCAUGUUCGACGUGAGAGGCAGAGACGAGGAGGUGCUGAUCUGCCUGCAGCAGGAGGACCGACGGAUCCAGAGGAAGGAGGGAGGGGGGCAGAACCUGCCCAUCGGCUUCGAGGUGCUGAAGGUGGAGGUGAACCGCUGCAGCCGCGUGCAGUGUGUGGUGGAGCAGGCCGCCAGCUCCGUCUACAUGGACUCCCGCAGCGUCACGCUGAGGGGAACCCUGGCGCCGGGGCGCUACGUGGUGCUGCCCACCACCUUCCUGCCCGGCGCCACCGGCCGCUUCCUGCUGCGGCUCUUCUCCCAUUCCCACGCUCGACUCAGGGAGCUGAGGGACGAUUUGCCGUCUCCUUCUGUCUUCCAGUGUCUUCUGCCUCAGCCCACUGUAGUGACCACAGUGCACCUCCGCAGGGCGCUGGGGCUCCGUCCUCCCAAACACGCAGGUCCAGAUGUUUAUGCCGUGGUGCAGUGUGAGAACAGCACCGUAAGGACCCGAGUGUUCAGGGACGCAAACCCUGAGUUCAACCUGCGAGCCAUCUUCUACAGGAGACACCCGAACACGCACAUCUCUAUAGAGCUGUGGCGCAGGGGUCCGCUGUGGGACUCGGUGCUGAGUGAGGCUCAGCUCUUUACGAGGACCUCAGACAGGACUCGAACCCAUCUGUUAAAUCUGCUCGGUGGCCAUUCGCGUUCCGAAAACAAAGGGAUUCUGAUUGUUGACACGUCCUCCAGCCUCUGCCUCACAGACUUGUGACAGCAUCGUCUGGUUACCCUGGUAACCAGGAGCCACGGUAACUUGGACUGUACUGGACAAAAUACAGUGGCAUUAAGUACAGCAGUUGGUCGGAAAUGAAAUAAACUGCUGCCAAAUAAUUCAGCGUGUUUUAUUAUCGCACCAGUAGCAUCAGGCACCACACACACACACACACACACACACACACACACACACACACACACACACACACACACACACACACACACACACACACACACACACACACACACACACACACACACAAAUAAUCCAACUACACAGAGGAAGAAACUUGACCCAAACGAGUCUCCUACAGUUCCCACCCCUGGUUUGGGAAUCAACGCUAACAAUGGCUUCAAUGGGAACCGAACUCCCCGUCUGUGCCCGCUCCCGGAAGGCGGAGGUGUGGCAGAUGUGGUUAUUAACGGGUAUUAACAGUUCUCACCGCACACACGGAGUCCAGUCCGCGCAAAGGUUGGAGUCGUCACGGCUACAUCAUGUCAAACGUUCUGUUUCUUCGGGAUUUCCGCACCAUGGCUGAACCGAUACCAGUAAUAAUGUGUUCAGACUUGAUUGCUUGCAUUCUGUCAAUCCUUCAGAUUGUAAUUGGGUCUCUGUAUCUUAAUGAGUGUCCGCGGCAGCCCUACAUCCCCAUCUACCUGAUCGUGGGGGGGGUCUUUGGUUUGAUGAUUGCGGGGCUGUCCUGCAUCGGCUGCACUCAGAGGAUAAACAACGGUCCUCUCAGCGGAUUCUGCACCACCUGGAGUUCACUGACCUUUCUCUUCCUGUUCUGCUGGUUAAUUACUGGCAGCGUGUGGAUCUACUCCAUUUACAAGCCAAACUACAGCAAAAACGCAACGAGUCCGGAGCUGUACUGCAACGAGCUGCUGUACCUGUUUGCCUUCUGGAACACCACGGUGGUCUACAUCCUCCUGGGCCUGCUGUUUGUGGUCCUCUGCUGCAUCAUACCCUGCUGCGCGUGUGGCCUCGGUGCCGCACUGGCUUACUCAGUGCAAAAGUGAUUCACGGCGCCUCCAUGACACACGGGGGGAUGCAUGUGUGGUUACACAAACCUUUUCUAUACAAUAGAAAAGGUGCAAAGGCGCUGUUGAGCUUUGGGUUUAGGGCUGGGCUUUUUCACGGCUACCUCACAGUAGGUGUCGGUUCUGUUGGUUUAGUUCUAGCUACAGGCAUGUGUGGUAGAGGUUUCUUGCUCUCACAAAUGCUUUUCUGGUGGCUUUAUGUUAUAGCAUCACCCGGUUACUACGAACUGCACUGGACAUAAUACUGCAGUGGCAUUAAGUAGGUUUAUUGACAUGUCUUCAGCGGUUUGUCAGAAAUGAAUUAAACUGCUCCCAGUUUAUUCCAAGAUGACAAUGCCAGGGUCAGAUAGAGUGGUCGAGGGAGCAUGAGGCAUCACUUUCACACAUGGAUCAACCACCGCAGAGUCCAGACCUGAACCUCAGUGAGCAUCUUUGGGAUGUGCUGGAGAAGGCGAGUGCAGCGGUCAGACUCUACCAUCGUCAGUGCAGGAUCUUGGUGAAAAAUUAAUGAAACACUGGAUAGAAAUAAUUCUUGUGACAUUGCAGAAGCUCAUCUAAAACAAUGCCACAGUGAAGGCGUGCUGUGAUCAAAGAUAAAUGUGGUUCAAUGGAAUAUUACUGUAGAGUGUGUGACCUUUUUUUGUUGGUAGCACCUUUUUUUUGGCCAGUGUAUUAUAACUUCAGUAACAUUUCUGCUCUUUGAUUAGUGCUGUUUGUAUCGUCAUAUUUGCUAUUUCAGUUUGAAUCGAUUCUAAUUUUCAAAUCAUUAAAAUGCUUGACGGCCUAUUUAAGGGAAGGUUUUACUUUCAGCGCUACCACCAGGGUGUCACUAAGUUGUAUCCGGGCAGAUUUGCAUUGCCCUUCAUUCAUUUCUGGAGACACAGCCUCAUUAGUUCUGUGAUUAGAUAAGACGAAAAGCAGCAGCUGCUCAAAGAUGACGGAGACGCUCUGAGACAGAGAGCGCAGGCCUGAGCGCAUGGGAAAAUAGAUUUCUCUGCUGAUUUUAGUCUGAUGAACAAUUCAAUAUAGAAAAAUGCAUCAGUUUCUAAAUUAGAAGAAUUUCUAAAUGUCGACCUUAAAAAGAUAAACGUCACAAAAAUCAGUACAGUUUCACUGCAACAAUCCAAUUGACAAAAAGUGUUUGCAUUUUUGUUACUGGCUUGAAAAAUACAAAGGGAGACGUACAAGAGCUACUACAGCUGUGACCAAACCUGCUGCAAUGCAAAUUGCAGAUAAAGGUUGUGUGACCUCGUUUGUUUAUCAGGAGCUGCCUCCUGUUUUACUGCUGCCUUUCACAGAGGAGAAGCUUAAUGCUGGUAACAUAUGAUAAUUACCUUGAAAGUAUUUUAUAUUUUAUCAGCACUUUCUGUCUCUGGGUUUGUCACAUUUGUUGUCUUUGUCCACGAUGCAGUGUGUUUCUUCAGAACUGGAAAAUCUGACCCCAUCAAAACCAGGUUUCUUAUUUUAUUAUCUAAUUAAUCCUUACUUUAAAUAUUAACACAAUCUGAAAAGCAGAGGGAGAAUGUUCAUUUUUCAGGUCGAUUACAAUGACAUGAGACAUGAGUCAUGGUUUUUUAUCACUACACAAUUGGUAUGUGGCCGAUAAUUAUGCUUUUUUAGUCUCUUUCUUCCUCUUGGGGGCGUCACGGCGCCUAGUUUGAGAAUCACUACAUUAAACAUACGCGUCUUUA
Molecule: messenger RNA, 5329 nt
Organism: Betta splendens (Siamese fighting fish)
Lineage: Eukaryota; Metazoa; Chordata; Actinopteri; Anabantiformes; Osphronemidae
Product: calpain-5-like
Exons: 19
Coding region: 502-2595 (697 amino acids)
Biological process (GO): proteolysis
Cellular component (GO): cytoplasm
Molecular function (GO): calcium-dependent cysteine-type endopeptidase activity
Source: RefSeq, a predicted model, not a curated record